ACUUUGAAAAUCAUCACAGAUCACCGUUAAGGUUAAGCAUUUUCCCUCAAACUGAGAAAGAGAGUUGUAGAGAGAGAAAGUAGUAGUAGCUGUAGUUGUGACGCGGCAAUGGCGGAAGGAGAGAGCGUGAAGCUCUUCGUAGGGCAAGUGCCGAAGCCGAUGUCGGAGGUUCAGCUCCUCCAAUUGUUGAGAGAUUUCGCCCUCGUCGACGAGGUCAAACUCAUCAGAGACAAAGAGACGCGCGCUUCCAGAGGAUGUUGUUUCGCCAUAUGCCCUUCUAGAGAGGAAGCAGACAAGGCUGUCAACGCGUGCCAUGAGAAGAUUACGCUGCCUGGGGCAUCUAGGCUGUUGCAAAUGAAGUACGCUGAUGGAGAACUGGAAAGACUAGAGCAUAAAUUGUUCGUUGGUAUGCUUCCAAAAACUGUUUCUGAUGCUGAGGUGUCAGCUCUAUUUUCGGUAUAUGGAACGAUAAAAGACUUGCAAAUUCUCAGGGGGUCUGGUCAAACUAGCAAAGGUUGUGCUUUUUUGAAAUUUGAGACAAAAGAGCAAGCACUCGCGGCGAUAGAGGCACUUAAUGGAAAGCAUAAGAUCGAGGGUUCUUCUAUUCCUUUGGUGGUCAAGUGGGCUGAUACAGAGAAGGAAAGACAGACUCGGAAAGUUCGAAAAGCACUUUUGCAAGCUUCGACUUUGCAAAUAGCUUCUGGACAACAUCAUGCCGUAUAUGGUGCUCUACCAAUGAGUUAUGUGCCUGCAUAUAAUGGCUAUGGUUAUCAGACACCAGGUCCUUAUAAUUUUGUGCGCUAUCGCCUACCUCAGUUGCAGAAUCGACCAACCUUCCCUAAUUUGGUACCAACUACAGACCAAGGACGUUCUAUACGUGGAGCCAUACCUGAUCCUUCAUCCGGAGCUUCACCAAGUAAUUAUGCAGCGCCAUCUGCAAACUACAUAGGUUCUGCUUAUCCAACCACACCAGGGGUUCAUUAUCCCUGGACACAUCCUAGAGCAAUCAUGAAUAAUCAGCAAUUUGGAGCUUCUUCAACUUUGUCACCAUCUAGUUCUGUAGCUGCUUCACGUGUUAGAGCAAGCUCUGCUGUUCACGUUGAAGGUCCUCGCGGAGCUAAUCUAUUUAUCUUCCACAUUCCUCAACAAUAUGGUGAUAUACAGCUUGCAAAUCUGUUUCAGCGUUUUGGUAGGGUACUGAGUGCAAAAGUUUUUGUUGACAAAGCAACGAAUGUCAGCAAGUGUUUUGGAUUUGUUAGUUAUGAUUCACCAGCAGCAGCACAAAACGCAAUUAGUGCAAUGAAUGGCUAUCAGUUAGGUGGUAAAAAAUUGAAGGUUCAACUUAAAAGGGAGAGUAACAAAAAAAAUCUGAACUUUGAGAUUCAACUGCACAAAAAGGUUGGAAAUUUUCUGCCAUGCCUGCAUCGAGCUUCUAAAGCAUCCUGCAAUCACCUGGAGGCUGGAGUAUCAAGAUUUUCACCUUCUGUUGCUUCUAACGUCUCUGGUCCAGUUUUGUAACAGAUGCUUCCUGUUUAUGAUCCAUUAUGAAUAAAGGCUACUAAAUUUCGUCGAUUAUUUCAUAAGACGAUAUUUUUUAAGGUUAGAAACAUUUACCAUGUGAGUCAAAUGUUUGUUUUUGGAUAGAGAGAGAAAGAGGGGUUACAACCAUAUGCAUCUUCACCUUUAACUAGAGUGAGAACAACCUUGUACUCCUAUGUGAUUGAGAUCUUGGUAUCUAAUUUAUGCUUUUAGGCUUUGGGAGGAAA
Molecule: messenger RNA, 1766 nt
Organism: Salvia hispanica
Lineage: Eukaryota; Viridiplantae; Streptophyta; Magnoliopsida; Lamiales; Lamiaceae
Product: RNA-binding protein BRN1-like
Cellular component (GO): ribonucleoprotein complex
Molecular function (GO): RNA binding
Source: RefSeq, a predicted model, not a curated record